AUGAUUCUUCAUCGUUUCUUUCAUUUUGACUCGGAAAUCUCAUCAAAGAAACGUUUUGGUUGCUUCGCUUUAAUAGGUUUUACUUUUGCAAUAAUACUUGCUACGGCUGUCAUUAAGUUCAAAUACAAACAUAACCAGGACAUUAGUGGAACAAGCAUACCAUCGGGUAGCAUUAGUUUUACAAUCUUAAAUUAUGAAACAGCAAUAACAAUGAUGACAGAAAUUGCAACAGAUUCCCAAGAAUUCACUGAUGACGCGACAAUUCAGAAUCAGAUAUUACCUACUAGUUCAACAAUAAUCAAUACUACUAAUAAUAAAUCGGAAACAACACCUAGUAUUAAAUCAUAUUAUUGGACCCAAGAUGCAUCUUUAUCGAAAAGAAGAUCAGCUUUUGGUGCAGUACUUCUAGCCAAUGGAACAAUUAUGGCCGCUGGUGGACUUGAAAAUACAACGACCGUCAUAAGAACAUCUGAGCUGUAUUCGUCAUCUAUUGGUUGGACCGUAGGAACUCAAAUGAAAAGUUUUCGAUAUUACUUUACGUUAACUUCUUUUGCGAAUAAUACUAAAGUAUUGGCAGCAGGUAGUGAUCAGUCUUCCUACCAACAAACAGCUGAAGUUUAUGAUAUGAUAAAAAAUACAUGGACAUUAACAUCAACAAAUAUGACAACAGGUCGACAUUCACAUGCUGCUACGCUUCUUCAAAAUGGUUCCAUACUUAUUCUAGGUGGAAAGAAUUCUUCUAGUACUAUUCUUUCCGAUGUUGAUAUCUUCAUGCCAUCUUCAAACUCAUUCUCCAAAGUUAAUAGUAUGAAUAUGGGUCGAUAUUUAUUUACAAGUACAUUACUCAAUGAUGGAUCUACAGUACUCGUUACAGGUGGUACCAGUACUAACAAUCAAAUGACAUCAACUGCUGAACUUUAUGUAUCAGGUUCAUGGAUACCUACAAAUACUAAUAUGACUCAAUUACGCGCUUAUCAUUCUGCUGUUCUUCUAAAGAAUGGAAAUGUAUUGAUUGCAGGUGGGGGAGAUGGGAGUACAGUUUCAUAUUCAACUGCUGAGAUUUAUAAUACAACGACACGUACUUUUAAGUCAACUGGAUCAAUGAAAUAUAGGCGAGGAUCAUUUACUCUUACAGUUUUACCAUCAGGUAAUGUAUUAGCAACAGGUGGUGUCGAUUGGACAACAAAGACAUUACCCACGAUGUGUGAAUUAUAUGAUCCGAUAAGUCAAACAUGGUCGAAUACAACUUCAUUAAAUUAUGGACGAUAUUAUCAUAAUACAAUCUUAUUAAACGAUUCUAUAUUGACAAUCGGUGGUUCUAAUGGUCAAAUUAAUUCAUUGACUAGCUCCGAAAAAUAUUAUUUAUAA
Molecule: messenger RNA, 1368 nt
Organism: Adineta steineri
Lineage: Eukaryota; Metazoa; Rotifera; Eurotatoria; Adinetida; Adinetidae
Source: the annotation of a GenBank genome assembly